Messenger RNA from Kazachstania africana CBS 2517, 1722 nucleotides. RefSeq names its product phosphoribosylaminoimidazole carboxylase ADE2 (gene ADE2). Gene Ontology annotation, biological process: 'de novo' IMP biosynthetic process. Bases 1 to 1722 code for a protein of 573 amino acids. The transcript has a single exon. NCBI's taxonomy places the organism in Eukaryota, Fungi, Ascomycota, Saccharomycetes, Saccharomycetales, Saccharomycetaceae. Gene Ontology annotation, molecular function: ATP binding; metal ion binding; phosphoribosylaminoimidazole carboxylase activity. The record is from RefSeq and is a predicted model, not a curated record.
AUGGAUUCCAGAACUGUAGGUAUUUUGGGCGGUGGACAAUUGGGUCGUAUGCUUGUAGAAGCAGCAAAUAGAUUGAAUAUCAAAACGGUUGUUUUGGACGCUUUAAACUCCCCUGCAAAGCAAAUAUCCAACUCUACAGAGCAUGUAGUAGGGUCUUUCAGCAAUCCUGAUGACAUUAGAAAAAUAGCGGCCAAAUGUGACGUUUUAACUGUUGAAAUAGAGCAUGUCGAUGUGUCAACUUUGAAGGAACUAACUUCUGAAUACCCAAAUCUGAAAAUAUAUCCCACGCCAGAAUGCAUUGAGAUCAUUCAAGAUAAGUUCCUGCAAAAACAGCAUCUACAAAAGAACAGGAUUAAGGUUGUGGAUAGUCUGCCAGUUGAUUCACCAACAAAGAACAAUUUACUAGAACUAGGUCGCCAUUUCGGUUUUCCUUUCGUCUUAAAAUCAAGAACUUUGGCAUAUGAUGGAAGGGGAAACUUUGUUAUAAGAGAGGAGGCUGAUAUUGAUGAGGCUUUGAAAGUUCUAGAAAAUCGUCCGUUAUAUGCUGAGCAAUGGUCCCCUUUCGUAAAAGAAUUAGCCGUUAUGGUAGUUCGUUCUGUUGAUGGCCAAGUCUUUUCCUAUCCUGUCUCUGAGACUGUUCAUCAAAAUAAUAUAUGUCAUAUCUGCUACGUACCUGCAAAUAUUCCGAAUUCUGUGGAGCUAGAGGCAAAAUUAUUGGCUGAAAAUGCCAUUAAAUCAUUUUCAAGUUGCGGUAUAUUUGGAGUUGAAAUGUUUUGUCUUGAAAAUGGUGAAAUCUUAGUUAAUGAAAUAGCUCCAAGGCCUCAUAAUUCUGGGCAUUACACGAUUGAUGCAUGUGUAACAUCCCAGUUCGAAGCACACUUGAGAUCAAUAUUAGAACUUCCAUUACCAAAAAAUUUUUGUAACCUUUCUACGACAAAUACCAAUGUCAUUAUGCUGAACCUACUGGGCGAUGUAGCUAUCAAAAAUAACGAGCUCAAGAUCUGUGAACGUGCCUUAUCAACUCCAGGAGCAUCAGUGUAUCUUUAUGGGAAAGAAUCUAAGCCAAACAGGAAGGUAGGUCAUAUCAACAUGGUUUCCUCCUCAAUGGAUGAUUGUAUAAGAAAGCUUGAUUUCAUAACCGGUAAAACAUCAAAGCAAGUGACAAUUUCUGUAACGGAUAGGAUGACUAUCAAGGAGAAUAAAACAGCAUUGGUUGGUGUUAUCAUGGGUUCAGAUUCAGAUUUACCCGUUAUGUCUGCAGCUUGCAAAAUACUGGAAGAUUUCGGUGUACCAUUUGAAGUAACUAUAGUUUCUGCCCAUAGAACACCUGAUAGAAUGAAAAAGUAUGCAGUAGAAGCCAGUAAAAGAGGUUUAAAAACAAUUAUUGCUGGAGCAGGCGGAGCAGCUCAUUUGCCGGGUAUGGUUGCCGCAAUGACACCAUUGCCAGUUAUAGGUGUACCAGUUAAGGGAUCUACAUUAGAUGGUGUAGAUUCUUUACAUUCGAUUGUUCAAAUGCCAAGAGGAAUUCCUGUAGCUACAGUGGCAAUCAAUAAUAGUACAAACGCUGCCUUACUAGCAGUUAGGAUGUUAGGAAGCAGUAAUCCUGAAUAUUUCACAAAGAUGGAAAGAUUUUUAUUGAAGCAAGAGAUGGAAGUCCUUGAAAAAGCUGAACUUUUAGAAAAGAAUGGCUAUAACGAAUAUUUAAAUUCAAUGAAAAAAUAA